Alligator sinensis (Chinese alligator) is the source of this 1501-nucleotide messenger RNA. It is a transcript of the gene GDAP1L1, whose product is annotated as ganglioside induced differentiation associated protein 1 like 1. The coding region runs from base 1 to 1104 and encodes 367 amino acids. The transcript has 6 exons. Lineage: Eukaryota; Metazoa; Chordata; Crocodylia; Alligatoridae. The record is from RefSeq and is a predicted model, not a curated record.
AUGGCGACUCCCAACAAUGUUACUCCCACCAACUGCAGCUGGUGGCCCAUUUCAGCUGUCGAUAAUGAUGCAGGGAAAUCCAAAGAGGCUGAGGAAAACCAGGACCUGACAGACCCUGCUCUCAGAUCCAAGGACAGACUCGUUUUGUAUCACUGGACGCAAUCUUUCAGCUCACAAAAGGUCCGCCUGGUCAUUGCGGAGAAGGGGCUGCCCUGUGAAGAGCGGGAUGUCAGCAUGCCACUGAUUGAGCACAAAGAGCCCUGGUUCAUGCGUCUUAACCUUGGGGAGGAGGUACCUGUGAUCAUCCAUGGGGACAAUAUCAUCAGUGAUUACAACCAGAUCAUUGACUACAUGGAGAAGAACUUCACAGGAGAAAAUGUCGCCCAGCUGAUCCCUGAACCGGGGAGCCUUCUUCACUCCAGAGUGAUGCAGUACAGAGAGAUCCUGGACUCGCUGCCAAUGGAUGCCUACACUCAUGGCUGCAUCCUCCACCCUGAGCUCACCAUGGACUCCAUGAUUCCAAAGUACGCUACAGCUGAGAUCCGCAGACAUUUAGUUAAUGCCAGCACAGAGCUGAUGAAGCUGGACCAUGAUGAUGAACCACAGCUAUCAGAGCCAUAUCUUUCCAAACAGAAGAAACUCAUGGCCAAGAUCUUGGAACACGACAAUGUGAACUACUUGAAGAAAAUCCUCGGCGAGCUGGGAAUGGUGCUAGAUCAGAUUGAGGCUGAGUUGGAGAAGAGGAAACUCGAGUAUCAAGGACAGAAGUGUGAACUCUGGCUCUGCGGAUGUGUAUUUACUUUGGCUGAUGUCCUGCUGGGAGCCACACUGCACCGCCUCAAGUUUCUAGGACUUUCUAAGAAAUACUGGGAAGAUGGCAGCAGACCCAACCUACAGUCUUUCUUUGACAGGAUACAAAAACGCUUUGCCUUCAGGAAAGUUUUAGGAGACAUACACACCACCCUCCUCUCAGCCGUGGUGCCCAACGCUUUCAGGCUGGUCAAACGGAAACCCCCGUCCUUCUUCGGAGCUUCCUUCCUUAUGGGAUCCCUGGGAGGAAUGGGAUAUUUUGCUUAUUGGUAUUUAAAGAAAAAAUACAUCUAAUGCUGGCUCUUUGGUGUUUAGUUUGGUGUCUCUGUGCUGUGUGAAAUCAUGAUGAAUCCUCAGUAACUGUAAUGAAAUUUGAAGCAAGAUAUGAAUACUUAUUGUUAAUGUAACAUUCCAUAGUCUAGAAGUAGAAACUUAUACUGCAAGGAAAUAAGGCAACAAAAAUAAGUCAACUUGUAAAUGCCUUUUUUUUAGGUUGAAGUAUUAAACUGUAGUGAACGUCGUGUGUUGCGCUCGGGCGUUGACUGGGCUCCCACACCCACCGCAGUGUGAAACGGCCUCCAGAGUAGGCAGAUUCUGGUGGCAGAGAGAUGGCCACCCCGGAUGGCUUCCCAAGCACCAGGUUAAACAAUGGGAUCGGGAUACUCUGUUCUGUACAUUUACGUUUUCAAAA